AUGUCUCAUCAGCUGCCCCUUCAAGUGCGAAAGGACAUUCGCGAUGUCUUCGCAAAAGACACCAGCACCGUUCAAGGAUCUUUGCAACACCUGGCCCGAGUCAUAGGCUAUCCUGUAUCAUGCGAACCAGAGUGGCACAUGCUCUGGACCGAACUGGAGCCUGCAUAUCCGGAUAAAGCCAUUUUCGUGCCUAGUGUCGCGAAAGUCAUCGAAGCCUGGUCCGACAGCCUUGUUAAAAGACUGGAAGACGACAGCUCUGAAGCCUGGACCGAAGUGCUGCUGGAGAAGUUAUCGCCAGUGAAGAGAGUGAAGCUGUCAAUUCAGGUCGCUGACGAGGCGAGGGUGAAAACAACCUGGUUCGAGGAUAGAUGCACCUUUAUCGUUACGCUGCCGACGAAGGCUUCAUCCCAUGCGUCGAACUCUGCAUUGUCAGCUUUUGCAGAAGAUCUCGAAACCCUCUUCGAAGCGAGCAAAAGUCCCGAUCCUGUCCAAUCGAACCAGAGUCACAACGAUGAUGACUGGGCUGAAUUGACGUCUAACGGCGGCAGCAAGAGUCUGAACAUCCGAAUGCGCCCUGAUGACCAACCUCCGCAGAAGCUGAGGGACCUCCCUUCUCUUCAAACAUUGCCACGACCGGAGAUACUUUUCCAGACCACGCUUCCAUAUCUGAUGCACGUAUUCUCGCACGGUACAAGCAAAGUGACUGUCAAUGGGACGCACGAGCCGAGCCUCCGACUUCUGGCCGAGUAUUUGCAGCGGUGGAUCAAGACCGAUCCUCAGGAUAUUCGAAAGAUUCCAUACUGGCGCAUCACGAUGCACGAAUCGAAACUCGGUCUCGGCAUGUUUCACGACUCGUUGACCAUUGAACCGUUCGACCAUCAUCAGCGAAACGCAGUAGUGAAUGUGUCCCUGAUCCUGGCCUUCAUCCAGGGCAUCCUGGGCUAUCACCCCGUCCCUGGACCAUCGAGCGCCGCGUACUGGGAAUUUCAAAGGAGCGUGUCGUUCGGUUCGUCUUGA
This is a messenger RNA of Cladophialophora carrionii CBS 160.54, 1017 nucleotides long. RefSeq lists its product as uncharacterized. NCBI's taxonomy places the organism in Eukaryota, Fungi, Ascomycota, Eurotiomycetes, Chaetothyriales, Herpotrichiellaceae. The record is from RefSeq and is a predicted model, not a curated record. The transcript has 4 exons. The coding region runs from base 1 to 1017 and encodes 338 amino acids.